AACUCUAACGGCUCACGAACCCGUCGGUGGGCCGUUGGAUGAUAACCGCGGGUCCGUCCGCACAAAGUGAGCAGCAGUCAGUUACCAUAAGAACAGACUCUCGUCUGUGGUGAGUUCAGGGUCUUCUGUUUAACUGGACGUUAAAACUACAGUUGGCCUUCUCGCCGCUCUUGAUUGUUAAUCCGUUCGUCGGUUUGUCAACAAACACGAGGAGAGUAGAUUAAGUCACCGUAAACUCGUCCAGUUGUCAGCCGGCUUUACUUGACUCGUCAGGAUGCGCCACGUUAUAUAACUUUACCAAGACUUUCCAGGAUAAAUGUUCCCGUCCGUCGUUUUUCUUUCUCUUCAGCAGUUUGCUUCACAAACUAAUGUAAAUAUGUGUUAUUUUGUUAACUGUGAUCCACUUCAUAUUCGGUCGGAAAAUGAAAAACAAAAGGAAGAUAAUUAAUAAAAUAUAUAUAAAACGCAUAUAUAACCCCAUUUCAAACUAAACACCCCACAUUGUUUGCAUGUUCUUAACUCGUACAGCUAACUUCGUCUGUGUGAUAUUGUCAAAUAUUAGCAGCUCGACAUUCCACCUCUGAAGCCCGAGUACACACUAAAUGUGUGUUUUAUUUUAUUGACUCUGAUGUGAGGAAUGAAUUAUGAUGCAUUUUACUGGUUGGUGUCACUAUAUGAGAGUAUUCUUUUUACAUUUCUUUGCUGUCGUGAGGGAAUGUGAAAGUUGAGUGGAGUUGAAGUAACAAAGGACCAGGGUGAAACCACAGGACUGAGUGUUUUCAUACUCUGCUCGACUCCAAUGGUCAUUAUUGUCGCCUGAUGGUGAAUAUAUAUGAAUUCCUCGUGGCCUAAUGCCUUUUGGCCUGUGUGGCAUUAUUGUCAGGGCCGAUUUCUGGAGUACAGUGUCAAGUUACAUUCACUUCUAAGAGAUUAGAGCUGAGGAGAGUGAGUAAUAGUUAACUACAUGUGUACAACACCGUAAUUGGGUCACCGAAAAGAGCUGGCAAUAGUGUUUAAAUGUGUCCAUGUGUUAUUUCAUUGCUUUCUUCUAUUCUGAAACAGUUCUGCUGCAGAGUGUGCCUCGGAAAAGCAGUGUCACCACUUUGAAAGGCUCCAUUUUGUGGCACAAGACCAAGACAUUAAUAUCAAAGAUACUUGCAUGCAACUUUGCAUUUUUGUUCUCCUAGUAAUAUCGGCAAUGUUUUUUUUUUUGUGUCUGCAGAAGAAACACGUCGCUGUUUGAGAAGCAAGUCGUCUUUCAGGCUUCUGCUUGGCGAUGGCGAUGUUCUGUAAUCCAUUGCUCUGACCAUCUUGUUUGUUCUCGGUGACAUAAUACAUUUCAGAGGAACGUGACCCGAUGCGGGUUAGAUGUGCUGCGACGGUCAGACCCGGGAGGCCUCUGACCAGACUUCCUUCCUUCUCAGCUGCCAAAAGCCUCAGAAGGCCGGAAAAGUCAAAACACUAAAAGCACAAGGUGAUCAUCGUCGGACUCGACAAUGCCGGGAAAACCACCAUCCUCUACCAGUUCCUGAUGAACGAGGUCGUCCACACGUCGCCCACCAUCGGCAGCAAUGUGGAGGAAAUAGUGGUGAAGAACACUCACUUCCUGAUGUGGGAUAUCGGAGGGCAGGAGUCUCUGCGCUCCUCCUGGAACACCUACUACUCCAAUACAGAGUUCAUCAUUCUGGUGGUGGACAGCACGGACCGAGAGAGGCUGGUCAUCUCUAAAGAGGAGCUCUACAGGAUGCUGGCCCACGAGGACCUGCGGAAAGCAGCCGUGUUGAUAUUUGCCAAUAAGCAGGAUAUGAAGGACUGCAUGUCCGCGGCGGAGAUCUCCAGAUACCUCACCCUGAGCUCCAUCAAAGACCACCCCUGGCACAUCCAGUCCUGCUGCGCCCUGUCAGGAGAGGGCUUAUGCCAAGGCCUGGAGUGGAUGACAUCGAGGGCCGGGCUCAGAUAGCCCCGCCCCCAGCCGCCGGUGGCCUGACGACCUGCCCCGCCCACACGGUGGUGGUGGCAACAACAAGCGUGUCCUCACCGGCUUCUUUGUACUUUUGACUUCUUUCUUCUUCUUUUUUUUUUUUUUUUAAUAACGGACUUUGACUUUGACGGAGCGGCGUCGACAUCGUCACCGUGGAGCCGGUGUGUGUUCCCCAAAUGGACCAGAACUGAUAAACUGACCUGGAUAUCUGGAACGAGAAGUCUCUUCUCCAGUAAAGGAGGAGAAGAUCAUCUCAGUGAGUUCCCAGUGUGUCGGAGGGCAAAGCAGGAAUGCACCUGGACGGGAUUUACACGACACGCUUGUCAUGUGACGUCACACCACAUAUCAAAAGAAGGCCACGGACACCACAUGUCGGUGGAGCUCUAUUAUUUUUGUACUUAUUGCCUCUUCAUAAGUGUGAUCAUGUUCAGGUGAAUAAUUUGACGAGCAAGCAAAGGGAUUACAAGCAGUAUUUUGAAAUCAGCUUUGAUAGGAAUGGUGGCACAAUGAGAGUUCUUCAGAAUAAAAGUUCUCAUCGUUUUUUUUCUUUUUUCCACAUGAUUUCAGUUUCAUAAGCUACAUUGUCGGUGGUUGUCACACUAGAAUUUAUUGGUGCCGUGUUAAAAUCUGGAAGGAUAUAAUCUCCCUUCUUUAUUAACUUUGAGCCAGUACUUGUGUAAUUGAGCCAAAUGGUGCGACGGGUUGUUAUGCAAACUUUUUCAGCCUUUUACUUUUUCAGCCUAAAAACGGCUGAAACAUCAUUAUUUCAAGUACAACACUCUGUUUUGAUAACAGUAUUUUAAAUUCAAACACUAAUUUUUGUCUGAUGCAUUAUGAUUUUUUUAUUUUAUGCUUAUUUUAUGUUUGUCGUCGUCAACGAGACAGGUUUUGUAUUAACAUAAGAUCCUCGGUGCUCUGCAUGUGUCUGUAACGGAUCCACUGCAAUCUCAGAUAAACAUUUAUUAAUGUUGACCCAUAUUCCUCUUUUGAACAUUUUGUACUUUUAAACAAACGGCCACAACACGCGCUUAUGGGGAAGUUGUUACUUGUAAAACAUCCUGGACUUGAAGGUGGUUUAUUAGCGUUAAAAUAAUCCUAAUUCAAUACUGUGGUCAUCAUAUAGUUCAAGUGUGGGAUCCUCAGCCUUAACCAUGCUGUUGGGAGUGAAUCUGACCGUCUGCUCAUGAUUCCUUACCUUGUUUCCUUCCCUUUGACCAGUGUGAGAAUUCCUUUAUCUCGUUGACAGAUCGAUGCAUCACUUUGGAACCAUGUGGACCUUUUGCAGGUUCUGUAGAACCCGACGAGGGGCAUGAGUUUCAUUGAGUCUGAGUCCGAAGGGGCAGAAGAACUGGCGUCCAUCUCUGGGCCUCUGGACUCCAGUUAAUGGCUUCCACCGUGAGGGACUGGCUCCGUCAGUGUGGUGUGAAGUCUGGGUCAUGUACUGUCCUUCAGUUUGUUUCAAUAAAAGUUUUUGAACUUUGA
Messenger RNA from Pseudoliparis swirei, 3463 nucleotides. RefSeq names its product ADP-ribosylation factor-like 8 (gene arl8). Gene Ontology annotation, cellular component: trans-Golgi network; cytoplasm. NCBI's taxonomy places the organism in Eukaryota, Metazoa, Chordata, Actinopteri, Perciformes, Liparidae. Gene Ontology annotation, biological process: protein localization to Golgi membrane; vesicle-mediated transport; intracellular protein transport. The coding region runs from base 1532 to 1960 and encodes 142 amino acids. Gene Ontology annotation, molecular function: GTPase activity; GTP binding. The record is from RefSeq and is a predicted model, not a curated record. The transcript is spliced from 6 exons.